Molecule: messenger RNA, 1174 nt
Organism: Verruconis gallopava
Lineage: Eukaryota; Fungi; Ascomycota; Dothideomycetes; Venturiales; Sympoventuriaceae
Exons: 1
Coding region: 60-866 (268 amino acids)
Biological process (GO): ribosomal small subunit assembly; maturation of SSU-rRNA from tricistronic rRNA transcript (SSU-rRNA, 5.8S rRNA, LSU-rRNA); translation
Cellular component (GO): ribosome; mitochondrial small ribosomal subunit
Molecular function (GO): small ribosomal subunit rRNA binding; mRNA 5'-UTR binding; structural constituent of ribosome
Source: RefSeq, a predicted model, not a curated record
AACUUUCGUGACCAUCCUUUUUUGGUGCCCACUGGCUAUUGCAUCAAUUGACAGCUACAAUGCCACCAAAUCCGUCAUUAUCUCGCCUCUUUAGGCCGUCGAUAUGUUCAUCAUGCCGACAGUCAAUGCGCAAAGGCCCGCAGGCCACUUUUUCGACUUCCGCCUACCGCUCCGCCGAGCAAGAUAGGCCAGAUCGGUUGACAACAGAUCAGAGCAACUCAUCAUCAGCUACCAACCCUGACGCUGAGAGCAAAGAACGCGCCUACAAAGAACUGAGAGCCCUAGCAGAGGGCAUCGAUGUGGAGCAUACGAACGUCGAUAGGCGAACAAGCUCAGCGAACAUGAUGGCCAACAUCGAACGAGCGCAGUUCGAUGUGCCUGCAUAUAGACCGGGACAGGAACCCGCUGUUAUGGCGCUUCUAGCGAAAGCAAGACGCGAGCCUCACCAUUUGCACGUUUACUCGCACAAACACAACACGCAUAUUGUCCUUACGCGUCCAAAUCGCGAACCCAUCCUUUCGUUCUCAACGGGCAACAUCGGCUUCCGGAAGGGCCAGCGAGGCUCUUUUGACGCAGCUUUCCAGCUCUCCGCGUAUGUCAUGAGGACCAUUGCAGACAAAGGCCUCCUGCGUUCUGCGAGAGACAGCCAGUUUGCCGAAGGCACCACCAGCACAAGAAGGAUAGAGGCUCCUAUCAAGGAAUUGGAGGUUGUGUUGAAAGGGUUUGGCAAAGGUCGUGAUGCUGUGAUUAAGGCGCUCUUAGGUACUGAGGGGAGGCUGCUGAGGGAGAGAAUUGUUAUGAUAAGUGACGAUACAAAGGUGAAGUUUGGAGGCCCAAGAGGUAUGAAUCCAAGAAGGUUGGGCUAAGCUGGUAGUAAAACCUGACAUAUAUUGUGCACGUCCACGCCAUAUCACGACAACUCGUUUUAUCUUACAUGUCAGAAGGCUGGCAUGUUUCUGCCUUCACACAUCGAGGGAUAUGGCUGUGGUGAAAGCUGUAGAUUUAGCGUUACGCCCUGGGCAUUGAAAUAUGUAUCUAGUGUAUCUGAUGUUUGAAAUACAACCUGGACUGCAUCCUCAAACAUGCGGACUGUAUCCAAUGCCUUGACCGAUAGAGAAUGUAUCUUCCGACAAACUGAACAAUCGUUUUGUUCUAAAGGAACGAGGUUCGAUGC